Molecule: messenger RNA, 1422 nt
Organism: Alternaria hordeiaustralica
Lineage: Eukaryota; Fungi; Ascomycota; Dothideomycetes; Pleosporales; Pleosporaceae
Exons: 5
Coding region: 1-1422 (473 amino acids)
Source: RefSeq, a predicted model, not a curated record
AUGAAUUCCAACAACCCCUCCACUCCUGAGAUCGACGACUCAAUCACCGACGAACUCGACUACGAUUUUUUUGCGAGGCUUAUGCAGCAGAACACUGUCCCAUCGAGCUCUUCUAUCGCGCCGGUAGCUUCAACACAUCCUGGCCCAAUCGAACAGGACGGCUUCAGCCAGAACGACCAAAGCCUGUUUGAUUACGGCGAUAACUUUCCUUUGUUCCCUUCUGAGAGUCUCGGAGACAACGGCGGCUAUCUCGACCAUCAAGGAAAUAUGUACACUCCUGGCGAGAGCGUACCCGGACAGUCGGCCCAUGACUGGAACCUGCAAGGAGGUCACAAUCAGGUAGAGACUGGUCACCCGUAUCAGCGAGAGAACAACGUAGCCUUCGGCUCGUCCAGCAGCUUGGGCAACGACUUUAUGCACCACCCGCCUGUCACCAACCACAACGCACCCGUAAUCAACCACCCAGUAGCGACCGGUGAUUCACCUGCGCCCCAGCUGUCCGAGAACAAGGACGCUGGAACUGGCGAGCAAGCUGCUGAAGGCGCUGACAGCGCGGGCGCUGUUAAAUCCACCACACCCAAACACAUUCUCGAAAAAGAGAAGCAAGCCCGGGCCGCGAUCAGGAAGCUGAAGGCCAAGACCAGUAUGGACGGGCAGAUGGGCGAGUCUAUCACCAUGGUUCGUACCAACACUGGAGUUGAGUUCAGUGGUACGAUGUGGAAGGCGCCUGCCAACGAUAUGACCAUUCCUACAACAGAAAAGGAGAUCAAGGCUUGCGUCGAUGCUCUUGACGUGGCGAUGCACAACGUCUUAAACAUCCGGGAGAAGGCCGAUGUCAAGUCAUCUAACAAUCGGUGGAACUCUGAGUCCAAGUACUAUUUCCCGGAAGAGUACAAUGCAGCUGCUGGCCUGCUUGUAAAAGAGCUGAUCAAAAUCCACACCGACGGUUGGACCAAGCAGAUCUUCGACCAGAACGAGCGUGAGCAAUGUCAGCUCACCCAGUUCUACACGUUUGAAGAUCGGUUCGAAGGUCUUCGGGAACUGCUUCACUACUCCAAGACGUCUUGUCAAGACAUCAUGAAGGGUUCCCGCUUCUACACCAUCAUCGCAAACCCCCGCAACCUGAUCCACCGCACGGCCACCAACAAGACUGCCAACGUCAACAAGGGUCAGCAGAUUCGGGCAGGUAAGAAGGCGAUAAAGAAAGCAAGCAGCGCGGCAGCUUCUUCAAGCGGCGAAGACAAGGGCGACAAGGCAACCCAAAAGGACGACGAGGAGGGCUCCAACAGCGAAGAGUCUACAAAGGUCAAGAAGGCCUCAAGGGGCAAGAAGCGCGCUCGCGAAGAGACCUUCGUUGCAGAGGACCCAGCUGGCCAAGCACCUCGCAAGAAAGCGCCUGUGAAGAAGCGUCGCAGCGAGUGA